UGACAUUGACGUGUUGCCCUGAAAAACUUUACUUUACAAAUCUCUCAAAAGUUCAAAUAUCUCAAAAUUCAAAUCUUUUUCUUACAAAUUACUACUGUACUUCCCAACAAAGUUCACAACUUUAUUCGGUCCAGUGUUCGAUCGGAAUUAGAUCAAUCAAACCCACUGUGGAAUCGGAGAAAGGAUCUUCACUUCAGAACAAAGAGGACGCCCUUGAUGUCAUCAUGAGAAACCUAACGGCGGAGUCCGGUUCGGGUUUGGGUUCGGGUCGGGCCGUCCAACUAGUUUACGUAGAUGAGAAUGGGAAGUUGAAGACGGACCUGGAAGCCAUUGGCGCUCUUCAGAAGCUUAAAGGUCCUGUCGCUGUUGUCUCUCUGUUCGGAAGAGCUCUCAAUGGCAAGAGCUUCAUCUGGAAUCAGCUUGUUAGCAGGAGCAUUGGCUUUGAAGUUCAAACUCUUCACAGGCCAUUCGCCGGAGAUAUAUGGAUGUGGAUUGAGCCGGUGAAGAGGAUUUCAGAAGAUGGAACCGAAUAUAGUUUGGUGCUACUCGAUGUCGAAGGAGCAGGCUCAAAUGGUGUACUGGCUACACGCAACAGUGAGAUAUUUGCCUUGGCUAUCCUCCUAUCAAGCGUGUUUAUCUAUGGUCCGGCACUUGGUGUAAGUGACAUUGCACUUGAUCUCUCUCGUCUACUUGAGAUUAGCAAGAACGAUCACGUUGGAGAAGCCAAGGACAAUACAUUUUCCGGGCUUGGGCAGUUCUCUCCCAUGUUUGUACAACUUAUGACGGACCUUAACUCAGAAACUGUGGACGGUGGAGAUGAUGUAACUCAGAAUAACAAACUCGAAACGGUACGACCCCAGCUUCUCUACGGUGUAAAUGCCUUAGCGAAGUUCGUCUCUGAGAGAGUGAGGCCUAAGAAAAGAGGCGAUACCAUCGUCACAGGACCGCCUCUUGCUUGUUUCACAAAGUCAUUUACAGAAAAUGUUAACAACAACGUCGUGCCUGAAAUUUCCUCUUUGUGGCUGUCUGUAGAGGAAUUAGAAGGUCGAAGGGCCCGUGAUGCAGCAAGUGAGGUAUACAUGUCGUCUUUGGGUCGUCCAGAGACUCCUGAAGAAUCAAUGCUGAUAGAAGCACACAAUAUAGCGGUUGUCAAAGCUUUGACCGCGUUUUGUGAAUCUUCCAUUGGAAACACUGAAGUAAAACAGAAAUACAAGAGAGACCUUUGGAGUUUCUUUGCGAAGGCUUUUGAGGAUCACAAGCGAGUGGCAAAUAUGGAAGCGUAUUCGAGAUGUUGUAGUGCUAUAGAAGAUAUGGGCAAGAAACUAUGGGCAUUGCCUUGUUCUCAUGAUGCUAACAUAGGCGAUAUGAUCAAGGCUCUUGAUACCGCUGUUUCAGAGUAUGAAGUGUCUAUCAACGGUCCUAUGAAAUGGCAGACACUGUCUUCCUUUUUGAGAAAGAGUAUACAGGACAUUCUCGUUCAUCGUAGAGGGAAUCAAAUGGAUGAACUUAUUUCUGAGAACUCCAAACUCAAGCUACAACAACGUUCGGUGGAAAGCACGAUGGGUUUGCUAAAGAAACAGCUUGAAGGAGGAGAGAAAACGAGGAAGGAAUAUCAGAAGCGUUACGAGAGCGCCAUUGAAGACAUGAAUAAGCUCUCGGAUCAGUUCAAACACCGGAUUCAUGACCUGGAAAGUAAGUGUAAGUCUACUCACCAUGAACACUCGAAUCUCAUGGAGGUGUUGGGGUCCACAAGACUAGAGGCUUCUGAGUGGAAACGGAAGUAUGAGGAGACAUUGGAUGAGAAUGGCGUGAGCAGCAGCAACAGUCGGGUCGGAGUCGAUUCGGGGAUCACUAGGUGCAGUAAUUCAAUUGACUGGAAAAUUAAAUACGAGAAUGUUGUGAGUGAGCAAAACGCUGUAUCAGAGAAGAUAGCGGCAAUGGAAGAGAAGUUGAAGCAAGCUUCAGCCACUGAAGAUGGCAUGAGAGCUGAAUUCUCUCGUGUUCUUGAUGAAAAGGAGAAAGUAGUCACCGAGACAGCUGCAAAGCUUGCGACUUUGGAGCAGCAAUUGGCCUCUACGCUUGCAGAAUUAAAGAAAGGUGAGUUGAAGGUGAAGGAAUGUUCUUUGGAAGCAAAAGACUUGAAGCUUCAAAUUUCGGCUCUGAACGAUAAAUACGAAUCGGUGAAAUCUACAGCGGAAUUGCGCGAAAGUGAGAUGCAGACAUUAAAACAAGAGAAAGAUGAGUUAGAGAGGAAGCAUCUUUCGCAUAUGGAGGAACUUGAAAAACUCUGGUUGAGGCUAAAGAAUGCCGAAAACGAGGCUUCAUCGGCUCAGAAACUUGCGGAUUCAUUGAGAGUGGAAGCUGAAACAGUACGGAACAACGAGAACAAACUUCAGGCGUCACUGCUGGAGAAAUGCAUUGAAAUCGACCGAGCUAAGAGCCGUAUCGAAGAGCUUGAAAAGGCAUGCUUGAAGCUCGAUGGUAGGGAAAGUGAAGCUUCAGCAUCCAAGAAUCUUGUAGAUUCGAUGAAAAGGGAAGCAGAGGCCUUCCGGAUGAGUGUGAAUGAGCUCCAGGCAUCGUUGCAGGAAAAAUGCAUUGAAAUCGAUCGAGGUAAGAACCGCAUAGAAGAACUUGAAAGAACCUGCUUGAAGCUCAAAGAUGCGGAGACAGAGGCUGCAACAGCUAGAGAGCUUGUGUGUUCGAUGACAAUAGAAAUGGAGACCGCACGAGACAAGGAAAACAAACUUGAGACGUUGUUGCAGGCAAAAAGCAUUGAAAUUGACAGAGCGAAAGGCCUAAUCGAGGAUCUGGAGAGGCAAAAGAUAGAACUUUCCGAAACGUUGGAGACAAGAGCGAAACAAAACGAAGAAGCGAUUGCAGGAUGGAAGAGAAUCAUGAUCAAUGCCGAGAAGGAAAAGUUGAGUAUGAUGCAGCGACAAGACUCUUUUAUGGUUUCAGAUGAAGCAACACCGCUGCAGCGUGUGAAGCGUUUGAAAGCAGAAGCAAGUAUGACAUGUUCUGGUUCGGAUUUCGGGCAAGAGACAGAAGAAGACACGGUUUCACAAGAGAGCGGGAGAGCGAUGAUUGCAAUGACCCCGAGAAAAUGCACAAGCACGGGCACUGGAGCUGGAUCGUCUUCUUCCACAGGCAUGGAUCAUUCGAGAUACACAAUGCAGAAGCUGAGAGAUGAGAUACUGAAACACGGGUUUGGAGCUGAGUUGGUUGGGUUAAAGAAUCCAAGAAAGAGAGUGUUGGUUGAGCUCUACGAACGGUGCGUUUUGCGAAAGUGAGCUGUAACAUCUUGGAUAUGCUGCAUGCAUACUCGGUGGUUUUCUUCACUGUUUCAGCUACUUCUUUCACAUUUUGGCAUUGUACUGCCUCUUCUUUCUCUUUUUUUUCAUUUACCAUAACCAAUUACUAUAUAAGCACAGCUUUUUGUGGCAUUGCAUGGUUGCGAAAUCAUAACAUAAAUUAUGCGAAAUAGAAUGAGAACUGCAAUUGGUUUGAGUGGCAUGGUUA
Molecule: messenger RNA, 3519 nt
Organism: Thlaspi arvense
Lineage: Eukaryota; Viridiplantae; Streptophyta; Magnoliopsida; Brassicales; Brassicaceae
Source: the annotation of a GenBank genome assembly